AUAGAAAAACGGUUGUAGGUUGUCAUUAUCAGCCAAAUCAAACAGGCCCUGAUAAAUUAGUGAUGAGGGCCUGAAACUGGAGCUUCCUCCUCAUUUAAUAAUUCUUAACUUACAGUCCCAAUCUGAACUAUCAGAGAGGAAACUCUUAUAAUUUAAACAAAUUCUUCAUGUGAAAACAGUUAUUUAACUACGAUUCCCUAAGAAAUAAACCUAACGGGCUACAAAGCAGCAAAGCUAAAUGAAUUGGAGCUCCUUUAGACCUUUUCCUAUAUGGCAAAGGAAUUGGAGUUUGAGAAGGAAAAGAAGUUCGAUUAUUUAUAAGACUAGAGAAACUACAUAUAAUAGACAUGCUUGGCUAAAACCCUUGAAUUUAUGUUUUGCGUUUUACUCUCUUGACUUGCCCCAUGAAUACCAAUAAACAAUCCAGAAUUAGUAUUGCCCUAAGAAGAAGAAGAAGAAAGAACCCAGAAUUGGUGCUGCCCAGCCAUGUCUUGGAAUCCAUAUUCCAACGUCUACCCCUACAAGAUCUUGCUCGAAUAAAAGCCGUGUCUUCAACCUGGAAAUCCUUUGCGGAAGCUGUCCUCCUUUCCAAGUCCUGUCUCCAACGAGUUCCAUGGCUCAUGUUUCCUCCCCCAAAAGAAGCUGAAUUUGAUGAUGAUGAUGAUGAUGAUGAAGAUGAAGAAGAAGAAGAGGAAGAAGAAGAAGAAGAAGAAUGCUAUGUUAACGCUCCCAGCUGCUGCUUGAUGAACGUGGAAGAAAACAUUGUUUACUAUUUGAAGAAAACAACAUCGGAUUUGUUUUUUAAGUUCAAAUGCAUUGGAUCAUCACACGGAUGGCUGAUUUUCUUUGACGACACCACUAAAUCUCCUUUCCUGUUAAACCCUUUUACGGAGCACCGAAUUCAACUACCCUUGCUGGAACCACACCUGAAAAGUGUACUAAAAGAACGUUCAAUUUUAAGGCCAGUAAAAGCUAUUCUAACUGCAGAACCAGAUGGUGAAUAUGGUGUCGUCGUAAUCUGCGACUUUAGGGUAGGUCUCGGAUUCUAUAAGAAUGGUGAUAGUUCCUGGACCAUAAUCGAAGUGCCAGCCAUGACGAAAGCUAAACCAAAAUCCUAUGGAUCACUACCCAGUAGUCGCAACAACAGAGUAAGAAAAGGAGAGAGUCCAGAAUUGGUGCUGCCUAGCCAUGUCUUGGAAUCCAUAUUCCAACGUCUGCCCCUACAAGAUCUUGUUCGAGCAAAAGCUGUGUCUUCAACCUGGAAAUCCUCUGCGGAAGUCGUCCUCCUUUCCAAGUCCUAUCUCCAACGAGUUCCAUGGCUCGUGUUUCCUCCUGCGAAAGAAGCCGAAUUCGAUGGUGAUGAUGAUGAUAGCUGCCGCUUGAUGAACGUGGAAGAAAACAUUGUUUACGAUUUGAAGAAAACAACUUCGGAUUUGGUUUACAAGUUCGCAUGCAUUGGAUCGUCACACGGAUGGCUGAUUUUCUUGGACGAUACCACGCAAUCUCCUUUCCUGUUAAACCUUUUUACGGAGCACCGAAUUCAACUACCCUCGCUGGAACCACUCCUGAAAAGAGUCAAAAGAUCAGUUUUAAGGGCAGUAAAAGCUAUUCUAACUGCAGAACCAGAUGGUGAAUAUGGUGAAUAUGGUGUCGUUGUACUCUGCGACUUGGGGAUAGGUCUCGGAUUCUAUAAGAAUGGUGAUAGUUUCUGGACCGAAAUCGAAGGUAGCACUAGAUAUUAUGAUGACAUUAUCUGCUGCAAAAACCAGCUUUAUGCAAUAUGCUACAGUUUGAAGGGUGUCGUUGAUACAUGGGAUUUACAGGGUUGUCGUCCUAAAAAAAUUAUCACUAUUGCUGCUGAUCAUCCUUAUAUGUCUGAUGAAGAUGAUGAAGCGGGUGAUUGUAUUCUUUCGAGUUACUUGGUUGAAUCAAGAGGGGAGAUUCUGCUUGUUGUGAGGCUUAUCGAGGAAGAAGAGUUUCUGUUCAAUUCUGCACAUAGAACAAAGCUGUUUCAUGUGUAUAAGUUGGAUAUAAAAAAGAAGAAGUGGGUAGAGGUGAAAUCCCUCAGAGACCAAUCUCUGUUUCUUGGCAUUAAUCAUUCAGCCUCAAUAUCAACAAAAGAUCUCCAAACUUGUAAACCCAACUCCAUUUACUUCACAGAUGAUUUCUGGGUUCAGAUAUUACAUGAUCCAUGUGGGCAUGAUAUGGGAAUUUAUUGUUUAGAAGAUGGGUGUUUCUUGCCAGUUCAAGGUCACAUUGAGUUACCAGAGGAAGUCCGGCCACCAUUGUGUUGGAUUGUUCCAAACCAUUGCAAUCAAAUUCAAAGCAUAUGAGAUGAAAAGCAUCAUCUCAGAUUUUUCUCGAUUACUAAAUCAAAGUUUGCUUUGAAAAACUUCCUUUUAGUUUUAAUCUUUUUCAUUUUAUGUAUUAAUAAAAGAAAAUUAUCGUA
This is a messenger RNA of Rubroshorea leprosula, 2449 nucleotides long. The record is from the annotation of a GenBank genome assembly. Lineage: Eukaryota; Viridiplantae; Streptophyta; Magnoliopsida; Malvales; Dipterocarpaceae.